CUUCAAGAUUUGCUGUUUUUUGACUAAAUUUCGACGUCUUAGAAAGGGAAAAAGAAUGUCCGAUACAUCAUCAUCGGACUCCAGGACCUCGAAUGCAGAAUUAAUGAGGGAGGAUGAACGAAUCAACGAGACCAAUAUCAAUGAUAUCAACGCUAGCACUGAACCAACACAGCACAACCAAAAUCAAUGCUGCAAAUCGAAGCGACAGCGUCUCCGCGACGGAUGGAACCGCGUUCGAAGGAGCAUCGCUUCAUUAGCGAAACCAGGCCUCAGACGCGACAUGCUAAGUUGGUCUUCGGUCGUGAUAAUCGGAACCUCAGCGGUCAUCUCCCUCCUCUACACCAUAAUCUUCAUCGCCGUCCCGCACUCCUCCUACUCAGCAACCACCCACAACUUCAUCUCCAACAACCCCAUCCUCACCGACGGCCAACCCAUUGAUGGCCUCUCCCGCUGGCUCGAAGACUUCUCCCGCUCCGUGAUCCCAAUAAUGUGCCACUCCCACAACGACUACUGGCGCCCAUACCCCCUUUUCUCCGCCCUUGCCACAGGCUGCACGGGAGUGGAAGCAGAUGUCUGGUUGCAGGACGAUGGUGAGACACUGCUUGUCGGCCAUGAUCGCGGGUCGCUACGUCCGGAGAUGACGCUCGAGAAGAUGUAUUUGGACCCGUUGUUUGAGAUACUGGAGCAUCGGAAUCCAGGGGAGGUGUGGGAGAAUAAUACGGUGUAUGAUCGCGCACGGGGGGUGUUUCAGACGCAGCCGAAUAUGACGCUUGUGUUGAUGAUUGAUGUUAAGACUGAGCCGUCGGCGACGUGGAAGGCUGUCCUAAAGAAGCUCGAGCGCUUCCGCCACCCCACAAAACGCUACCUCACCCGAUACGAGAACGUAUUCCCUGCUCCGGGCUUUGUCGAACGGCAAGAAAUUUGGCCAUCUGCACUCACAGUUGUCGGCUCCGGCAACAUGGAGGGCGACACGAUUGUCAAUCUAUAUACCGAGAUCGUUCCCAUCGACCCCGUAACCGGAGAAGGUGGACAUUCAUACUACUACCGUUACCACGACACUUUCCUCGACGCACCAUUGGGUCAACUGCCGGAUGACAAUACCUUCUGGAGGGCUCCUGAUGGCCAGAGUGGCGGCUCGUCGAAGAUGUGGUAUCCGGGGAAUUCGUACUAUGCGUCUGUGUCGUUCCAACAGUCCAUCGGGAAUGUGCGAACGGGGUUUAGUGAGAAACAGAGGGCGAAACUGCGUAGUCAAAUUCGGACAGCGAAGAAGAGCGGACUCCUUGCACGGUACUGGGAUUUGCCUUCUUGGCCAAUCAGUUAUCGAGAUUAUGUGUGGCAGACGUUGACAGAGGAGGGAGUCGGUAUGUUGAGUGUGGAUGAUCUUGAGAGUGCGGCAAGGAGGGGGUGGACGAAAGGGUAUAUCCGGGAUGUGGUGUGGAUGAUUUGUUUGAGUGUGUACAUAUUUUUGUGUUCGCUAGCAGCGUUGUGGUUUGGGUACAGAACGAUCCGAAGGUGGAGGAACCAGCCAAGGCAGGACAUUUACCUCGAGUGAAAUUAGAGGAAGAAAGGGGCCAGACAAGAACUUCAGAACGUGACAGGGAUGAACAGAUAUGAACCCCGGGAAUAGAAGAAAAAGGGCAUGUGCUACUUAUGUAUGGUGGUAACUUUAGCACUUACGGUAGAUCAUUAGUGGGCUUGUUUUUCGG
Lindgomyces ingoldianus is the source of this 1706-nucleotide messenger RNA. RefSeq lists its product as uncharacterized. Gene Ontology annotation, biological process: lipid metabolic process. The coding region runs from base 56 to 1552 and encodes 498 amino acids. NCBI's taxonomy places the organism in Eukaryota, Fungi, Ascomycota, Dothideomycetes, Pleosporales, Lindgomycetaceae. The transcript is spliced from 3 exons. Gene Ontology annotation, molecular function: phosphoric diester hydrolase activity. The record is from RefSeq and is a predicted model, not a curated record.